GGGCGGCGUCGCGCGGGCUCCUCCUCCUCCUUGCCCUCUUCGGGCUCAGCCGCCGCGCUGCCCGGCUGCUCCGUCCUCUGGACGCCCGCGGCGAUGUUCACCCGCGCCGUGAGCCGACUGAGCAGGAAGCGGCCGCCGUCUGAUAUCCAUGACGGCGAUGGGAGCUCAAGCAGCGGCCACCAGAGCCUCAAGAGUACUGCCAAGUGGGCAUCCUCCCUGGAGAAUCUUCUGGAAGAUCCAGAAGGAGUGCAGAGAUUUAGGGAGUUUCUGAAAAAGGAAUUCAGUGAAGAAAAUGUCUUGUUUUGGCUAGCGUGUGAAGAUUUCAAGAAAAUGGAGGACAGGAAGCAGAUGCAGGAAAAGGCCAAGGAGAUCUACAUGACCUUCCUGUCCAAUAAGGCCUCUUCGCAAGUCAACGUGGAGGGGCAGUCUCGGCUAACUGAAAAGAUUCUGGAAGAACCACACCCUCUGAUGUUCCAAAAGCUCCAGGACCAGAUCUUCAAUCUCAUGAAGUAUGACAGCUACAGCCGCUUCUUGAAGUCUGACUUGUUUCUGAAACCCAAGCGCGCUGAGGAGGAGGAGGAGGAGCCUCCGGAUGCUCAGACUGCAGCUAAGCGAGCUUCCCGAAUCUACAACACAUGAGCUGAGCCCUUCACCCUGACAGAGCAGAGGGAUGGACUCUUAGAACUGUACAGGGUGUCAUUGCUUUGUUGUGUUUGAGGACUGGAGUGUGCUAGGCCUUCCCUUGGGAUAUGUGUAUUUUAUUAAUUGAACAGCAACCUCUGCAUGAUGCUAAUCUUCCAUUCAAAACAAAAGUAGCUUUAAAGUGUCAGUUCACAAAACACAUGAGAUUCCUCCAACACUGGACACUCAGAGCCUUUUAAUCUUGAUUAAAGUGUUCGUGAAGCUACAAGUGAA
Mastomys coucha (southern multimammate mouse) is the source of this 915-nucleotide messenger RNA. It is a transcript of the gene Rgs10, whose product is annotated as regulator of G protein signaling 10. Bases 94 to 639 code for a protein of 181 amino acids. Gene Ontology annotation, molecular function: G-protein alpha-subunit binding; GTPase activator activity. The transcript is spliced from 5 exons. Lineage: Eukaryota; Metazoa; Chordata; Mammalia; Rodentia; Muridae. Gene Ontology annotation, biological process: regulation of G protein-coupled receptor signaling pathway. The record is from RefSeq and is a predicted model, not a curated record.